Scheffersomyces amazonensis is the source of this 907-nucleotide messenger RNA. It is a transcript of the gene MRP2, whose product is annotated as mitochondrial 37S ribosomal protein uS14m. The record is from RefSeq and is a predicted model, not a curated record. The transcript has a single exon. The coding region runs from base 440 to 787 and encodes 115 amino acids. Gene Ontology annotation, molecular function: structural constituent of ribosome. Gene Ontology annotation, cellular component: mitochondrial small ribosomal subunit; ribosome. Gene Ontology annotation, biological process: translation. Lineage: Eukaryota; Fungi; Ascomycota; Pichiomycetes; Serinales; Debaryomycetaceae.
UAACUAAGUAACUAAGUAACUAAGAAUGUCUAAAGAUCUCUUCAAAGAAAACCCCAGAAUUUUAUGACUAAGUCUUACUAACUGAUUUUUUCAGACUGUGAGUAUAAUACUAUAGAAGCACUUACAAAUUGUGUAUCAGUACAUGACACUUUAUUAAGGUAAGUAUCAGUAUAGUUGGAUCUAUAUCAGUAUAUAUAAUCAGAUACCUCACUUGAGAUACUAUAAUAUUCAAAAUGAUGGAGAGAAUACAUAUUUAAUGGAUAAAGUAUUAUGGUGCUACUGUUCAUGCUGUCAUGUACCGCGUCGCUUGGGUAAAUAACAGAACUGUUGAACCAGUGAGAAAAUCAGAAAAUUUAUCAAAGACUGAGACUGAGACCACCAGUGCUAACUAUCAUUAACUAUCAUUAGUGGUAUUUCUACGGGAUAAAUAGUAAAGAAGAUGCCCUUCAGAUUCCCAUUUAGGUUUGAUAUUCCAGAGCAUUCAUAUGUGAGUGCCAGAGUUCUUAGAGACCAAUUUAAAAGAAUACAAUAUUCUGAACAUGAAGUUACUAGAAACGCUUUAAGAUAUAUUGCUAGAAAUACUGAACUUCCACCAAGAGCAAGAUUAGAAGCGCAAUUACAAUUAACUGCUAUGCCUAAAUAUACUUCAUUCAAUCAAAUUAGAAAUAGAUGUGUUGCUUCAGGUAAUUCUAAGUCUGUUAUUAGUGACUUUAAACUUAAUAGAACGGUAUUUAGAGAUAGAGCUAGAGCUGGUUUGAUACCAGGAGUUAAAGUUGCCUCCUGGUGAUUUAUUUCAUUAAUAUGAUCCUUUCAACGUAUGUCAUGACUCUCUCUAUAUUUCCAAAUUUUCCUUUUCCACUAGUAAAUAACUUGUAUAUAAUACACAUCAUAAAAACGUAUAUUUAUU